AUGGAGGUCCUGAGGACUUACCUCCUCUCUUCAUUCAUAUUUUGCUUGCUCUCUCUUGCUGCUGGUCGAUAUGAGAUAAGAAGGCUUGUUCCUUCAGGUCCUGAUCCAAUGGAGCCUCCUGAAACACCAUCAACUUCAUUUACCAAAACCCAGUUUGGGAUGAAGAGGCUUGUUCCUACAGGUCCUGAUCCAGUGGAGCCUCCUGAAACACCAUCCACUUCAUUUACCAAAACCCAUUUUGGGGUGAAGAGGCUUGUUCCUUCAGGUCCUGAUCCAGUGGAGCCUCCUGAAACACCAUCCACUUCAUUUACCAAAACCCAGUUUGGGAUGAAGAGGCUUGUUCCUACAGGUCCUGAUCCAGUGGAGCCUCCUGAAACACCAUCCACUUCAUUUACCAAAACCCAUUUUGGGGUGAAGAGGCUUGUUCCUUCAGGUCCUGAUCCAGUGGAGCCUCCUGAAACACCAUCCACUUCAUUUACCAAAACCCAUUUUGGGGUGAAGAGGCUUGUUCCUUCAGGUCCUAAUCCAGUGGAGCCUCCUGAAACACCAUCCACUUCAUUUACCAAAACCCAUUUUGGGGUGAAGAGGCUUGUUCCUUCAGGUCCUGAUCCAGUGGAGCCUCCUGAAACACCAAGCUCGAUUGCACAAGAAGAAGCUCCUCCAAGUUGGUGACCAUAGAAAGGCAGGCAGUAAGGUGCCACAUCUCAGAAUUAAAUGAUACUGUAUAUUUCAUGGGAGAUCCUGGCCCUCUUCUUUGUUCUUUGUAGCUGUGUUAUCGUUGUGUCCAUUAUAUCAAUAGGCUAGAGGAGUAAGCAUCCUAAAUAAUUGAGAGGUCAUCAUGUAAACUCAUGUGGAUCUCUCUAUGUUUCUUUCAAAAUAAGAUAUAUUUGGAUCGGUGUGUUUGAUAAUUGUUUUUUAGGACAAAAAUAAAU
This is a messenger RNA of Vitis riparia (riverbank grape), 932 nucleotides long. RefSeq names its product predicted GPI-anchored protein 58. The record is from RefSeq and is a predicted model, not a curated record. The transcript has 3 exons. NCBI's taxonomy places the organism in Eukaryota, Viridiplantae, Streptophyta, Magnoliopsida, Vitales, Vitaceae. Bases 1 to 672 code for a protein of 223 amino acids.